Molecule: messenger RNA, 5379 nt
Organism: Salvia splendens (bonfire salvia)
Lineage: Eukaryota; Viridiplantae; Streptophyta; Magnoliopsida; Lamiales; Lamiaceae
Product: pentatricopeptide repeat-containing protein At4g31850, chloroplastic
Exons: 2
Coding region: 239-3562 (1107 amino acids)
Molecular function (GO): protein binding
Source: RefSeq, a predicted model, not a curated record
GUGGUGACCUUAUCUGACAUAGCGACUUCAGCUAAAACUGGCAUAAAGUGGAGCGAGAGAGCAGCGCAACGCCAUAGCCACAAUUUUCAUUACCUUCUACCCGCAAAUUUCGAUGUCUUAUCUUUUGGGUAAUUUCACAAACAUCUCACAGACAACCACCCCAUCCCGUCAUUUCAUAACAAUUGAGUUUAUUGCAUAGAAUUUUAUUCCCAAUUCCUAUAUUCCAGCAACUUCAUGCAUGGCUGCCGUGAUGCUGAGCCCUUCUAGUUUGUGUAGCUGUAACUGUAGCCAUGUAUCUUUAACCAUCAAUAUCGGCAGACCAUGCCUAUCCAGCUAUACUGGUGCGACGGCGAACAGAAGAAAGAUUAAAUCUUUUGGGGGUUUGAGGUAUGGAUCAGUGAUUUAUUGGAAGAAAAUCAAGAAAAAGAAUGCUAGUCUUUGUGGGUAUGUGAUGAGAGGUGAAGAUGAAGUCUCAAUGAAGGGCAUCUCCUCGGAGGAAAUCAUGGCGCGUUUGAAGUCGAUUCCUGACUUGGACCGUGCAUUUUCUUUCUUCAACUCUAUCACAGGUAUGCCACAUGUAAUGCAUACCACAGAGACUUGCAACUAUAUGCUCGAGCUGUUGAGGGUGCAUGAGAGGAUAAGGUGUAUGGUUGUGGUGUUUGAUAUGAUGCAAAGACAGAUAAUCUAUAGAAGUUUAGAUACUUACCUCAUUAUAUUUAGGAGCGUAGGUGUAAGGGGAGGCAUUCGACAGGCGCCAUCUGCGCUUGAACGAAUGAGAGAGUUUGGGUUUAAGUUGAAUGCAUAUUCAUAUAAUGGAUUUAUCUACUUGCUUCUUCAGGCAGGGUUCUCUAGGGAGGCUCUGAUGGUUUAUAAUAGAAUGAUCUCGGAAGGGUUGAAGCCGAGUUUGAAGACUUAUUCUGCUUUAAUGGUAGCUAGUGGGAAGCAAAGAGACACUGGGACAGUGAUGGGCUUGCUAGAAGAGAUGGAAAAGUUGGGAUUAAGGCCUAAUGUUUACACAUUCACCAUCUGCAUUAGAGUGCUUGGGCGAGCAGGAAAGAUCAGUGAGGCGUAUGAUAUAUUGAAGAGGAUGGAGGUGGAGGGAUGUGCACCUGAUGUAGUUACUUACACCGUUCUGAUUGAUGCUCUUUGCAAUGCAGGAAAACUUGAUUGUGCCAAAGACGUGUUUAAGAAGAUGAAAGGUAGCAGCCAGAAACCUGAUCGUGUGACUUACAUUACUAUGUUAGACAAGUUUUGCGACUCUGGAGAUAUGGACUCGGUAAGAGAGCUUUGGACUCUAAUGGAGGUUGAUGGUCAUAAAGCAGAUGUGGUUACUUUCACAAUACUUAUUAAUGCUUUAUGCAAAGUAGGAAACGUCGAUAAAGCAUUUUCAGUGUUAGAUGAAAUGCAGGAAAAAGGGAUAUCGCCGAAUCUGCAUACUUACAAUACUCUGAUUUGUGGGCUUUUGAGGCUACAAAGAUUAGAUGAAGCAUUGGAACUAUGCAAUAACAUGGAAUCUCGUGGCAUUCACCCAGAUGCAUAUACAUACAUCUUGUUCAUUGACUGCUAUGGAAAAUUAGGAGAAACUGACAAAGCUAUUGAAGCUUUUGAGAAGAUGAAAGCUCGUGGUAUUGCCCCAAAUGUUGUUGCCUGCAAUGCAUCUCUGUAUAGUCUAGCUGAAUCUGGUCGUCUUAGUGAAGCAAAAAAGAUCUUUGAUGGAGUAAAGCUGAGUGGGCUCAUCCCUGACUCUAUUACUUAUAAUAUGAUGAUGAAGUGCUAUAGUGCUUCAGGGAAAAUUGAUGAAGCUAUGCAACUACUCACUGAGAUGAUUGACAAUGGUUGUGUUUUGGAUGUGAUUGUUAUGAACUCUUUGAUCGACACUCUUUACAAGGCUGGUCGGUCAAAUGAGGCUUGGAACAUGUUUUGCAAAAUGAAAGAAUUGAAACUUGUCCCUACUGUCGUGACUUAUAACACACUAUUGGCUGGGCUUAGAAAAGAGGGCAAAGUUCAAGAGAGCUACAAAUUAGUUGAAAGCAUGAAAGCUUAUGGUUGCCCUCCAAAUACGAUAACUUUCAAUACUCUUCUGGAUUGCCUCUGUAAAAAUGACGAGGUUGAUUUGGCCUUGAAGAUGCUUUAUGAAAUGACAGAAGCAGAUUGUCGCCCUGACCUUUUUACUUAUAACACAGUUAUCUACGGAUUGGUGAAGGAUGGUAGGAUUACGGAAGCUUUUUGGCUCUUUCAUCAGAUGAGAAAAAUGCUAUAUCCUGACUGCAUAACAAUGUAUACCCUUCUUCCUGGAGUUGUGAAAUCUGGUUCAAUUGAGAAUGCUAUCAAACUUGUUAAGGAGUUUGUCUACCGGGCUAGAGUUUCACUUGAUAGAUCUUUCUGGAAUGAUCUCAUGGCUGGAACACUCAAGGAAGCAGAGCUGAAUCAUGCUAUUUCCUUUGCAGAGGAUAUAGUAUCUGCUGGUCUUUGCAAAAAUGGCUUAAUAAUGGAGCCUAUUGUUAAGCUUCUGACAAAGCAAAAGAAAUCCCUUGAUGCGCACAAACUAUUUCUGAAGUUCACCAAAUCUUAUGGGGUUCGGCCUACUGUUGAAACAUAUUAUUAUCUGAUUGAAGGACUUCUUGAUAUUCAUCUUAAGGAACUUGCAUGGGAUAUUUACAGAGAUAUGAAGAGUGCUGGUUGUGCUGUGGAUGUCCCCACCUACAAUUUGUUGCUCGAUGAUCUUGGGAAAUCGGGGAAGGUAAAUGAACUUUUUGAGCUUUACAGUGAGAUGCUUCAUCGUGGUUGUAAGCCUGACACAAUUACUCGCAAUGUGCUCAUUUCUGGUCUUGUAAAGUCAAACAAAGUAGAGGAAGCUUUAGAUCUAUUCUACGAUCUUUUAAGUGGAGGCUUUUCUCCUACUCCAUGUACAUAUGGUCCUCUUAUAGAUGGUCUUAUGAAGCUCAAAAGACUAGUCGAGGCAAAGAAUUUGUUUGAGGAAAUGGUUGAGUAUGAAUGCAAACCUAACUGUGCCAUCUAUAAUAUUCUUAUAAAUGGAUUUGGAAAAGCUGGUGAGGUUGAUAUUGCUCGAGAUUUUUUUAAUAGAAUGGUGGAAGAGGGGAUCAGACCAGAUUUGAAGUCAUACAGCAUACUUGUAGAUUGCUUUUGCUUGCUGGGCCGGGUGGAUGAUGCAAUGUGCUACUUUGAGGAGAUAAAGGCUGCUGGACUUGAUCCUGAUUUGAUUUGUUACAAUAUCAUCAUCAAUGGCCUCGGGAAAGGAAGAAAAUUCGAGGAAGCUAUUAAUCUUCUUGAUGAGAUGAGAAGUAGAGGGAUGAAGCCUAACCUUUAUACUUUCAAUUCUCUAAUCUUUAAUCUAGGAAUUGCUGGAAUGGCAGAGGAAGCAGGAAACAUGUUCAAGGAACUCCAGCUUCUGGGUCUCAAACCAGAUGUUUUUACAUAUAAUGCUCUAAUUCGAGCAUAUAGUAUGUCUGGUAACCUGGAUGAUGCAUAUGCAGUAUAUGAAGAGAUGAUGGUUGGAGGUUGUGUUCCUAAUUCUGGCACUUUUGCUCAACUUCCAAAUUAACAUUUUUGUCUGCUCUGUGGGCCAAACCAGAUUUCUUUAUAUACAAAAGAAAUACCGGUAGAAUCUCGUUUGUUACCAUUUUGGGGAAUGUGCUCAUUAUCAUUUAAAUUGUGUAUGUCUCAUGUCGUUGUGCAUACACAGAUUGAUUGUUCAGUGCAACCUUAGUAGAGUGUUGAAGAGUUUUGUUCUCCCUUUGUAGAGAGAGCUGGCAUUUGCUUUGACUCUCGAACUGCUGUACAAACUUGAUGCUGCUUCGGAGCAUUGCAGAAGUGAUCUCUUUGUAAAUAUGUGAUCAGGUAAUAUCAUGUGGAGGUGCAAUAGUCAUACAAAACUAUCGUCCGUGUCACAUCUGUAUAGAUUUUUUACUGUAAGUCUGUAAAGUAUAGAAGUUGUACUGUUUCCUGAUCAUGCAAUUCUUGAGAUAAUAUUUCUCUUCUCAAUAUAAAGAUUAUGAAAGAGCUGUUGCUCAUCCAACUUUGUUUUUUCAUGUUCCUGUUUUAAGGUUUGUUUCUCCGCAUUUCCAUGUCCAUUUCAUAACUCGAUGAAUGUUGAUAGAUAUGUAAAAAGCAAUGGGGCAUUUGGGAACUGGAUACAUGUUAUGCAGUUUUAGAACGAUGAAUUGUCUAAUGUCUGGCUAGUAGUAUAGUGUGUUUUUUCUUGAUUCUUCGCCAUCUAUCUUGAUAUCAUUUGCCAGUAAAUAUGCAGUUCGUACUUUGUUUCACUGCUGAACUUGUGAGAGAAUUUUAAUUUUUACAUAUGAUCCUUAUCUUGUUUUACUUAAUUAAAUGGUUGUUUUGGAUCGACGAUAACUGUGGAAUGAGAAGUAUGUUUUGCCUACAUGUGUCUUUUUGCUAUCAUUUUUAUUGAUUUGCAGAGUACUUUGAGUUCAUGUGGUUAACUGAGAGAAUAUGGCCAAGUUUGGCAUAUUGAUAAUUUUAAAAAAAAUAUUAUGCUAUUUAAAUUAUACUACUGUAUUUUUUUAGAAUGAUAAAAUCAUUAUGGCUUCACUUUGUACCUUCACACUGAUAAAAUCAAUCUGGUUUCAUGUAAAUCCGUGACUUAUACUACUGAGUGAGAAUCAUAUUAGUUGCUCGCAAACCAAAUUCUCCACUGCUUGCUGAGACCACUAGCUUGGUUGGAACUAGGAAGUUAAUUGAAUAUGUUUAAAACCAAUGGACAGCUUCUGCCACAUGUUUAGACAGCCAUGUCCUUGUCGAAAUAAAGCUCCAAGGUCUAGAGCAGGCUGCUGAGAACUUAUCAACUAGUUGAAAGACCAUGUCUAUUGCCCUUAAGACAUAUCCCUUUUGCAACUAGCAAGCAACUAUGGAUAUCUAAACAUCUGUCUUGAAUGAUCAACCACUAUUGCAAUGAGCAGAAAGCAGAGUGUAUGUGGUUUUAUUGCAUGACAUAAUUAGAUGGGGGUUGAAAUUGGAGACCUUGUCAAGGCCACAGUGAAGUGCAAAGGAGCGGGUGAUGGGCUUCAGAUCGUAAACCUGAAUCCCCAAAUAGUGAUGCUGGAGCACCAUGAACUCCUUCUGAUGGUUGGGCAGUGCCUCCCUUGUCAAAAUCCAGACCAAGAGCCUGAAGUCGUAGAGCCCGUGCAAGGUAAACCAAGUAGGCAGUGAAGAAUCGGGAGUUGAUACCCCUAUGCUUGUGCUCGGAGAAGUUGAUGCCCUGAGCGCGGAGGAAGGGGAUGGAGUCAGGAACGGUCUGUACAUUGUUUCUCUGUUGAAUUUAUGUGAGAAUUUUAAUUUUUUUCACAUGAUCCUUGUCUUAUUUUACUUAAUUUAAUGGUCAUUCUGAAUUUAUGUUUUACU